GGAUGGAAACGCUGAAGGACGGAGAGAGAAGUAGGGAAGUAGACAGAGAGAGACGGAGGGAUGAGGACGGAGCGAGACGGAGGGAUGAAGACGAAGAGAGACGGAGGGAUGAAGAUGGAGGACAGAAGAGGAGAGCUGAGGAAGACAAAGACCCACCCAACAAGAAACUUCAGACGUUGGACCACGGUGUGAAGGUGGCGAGUCACUACAACAGGCUGCAGGAAGUCGGUCUGGCAGCGAGAAGUCGAAGCAGAAUCUUCUUCAUGAGAAACUUCAACAACUGGCUGAAGAGCGUCCUCAUCGGUGAAAUCCUGGAGCAGGUGCGGGGGGCGGGGACUCAGCAGGUGUCUGUGUUGGACCUUGGCUGUGGGAAAGGAGGAGACCUGCUGAAGUGGAGGAGAGGAGGAAUCAGCCACCUCGUCUGUGCAGAUAUCGCCAGUGUGUCGGUGGAGCAGUGUCAGAGUCGCUACAAUGACAUGAAGAAGAAAAGUCACGCACACGAGAAAAUCUUCAGCGCUCAGUUCAUCAACGCAGACUGUACCAAGGAGGUUUUGGCAGAGAAGCUGGCCGACCCCAAACAUAUGUUUGACAUCUGCAGCUGCCAGUUUGUUUACCAUUACUCGUUUGAGAGCGAGCAGAAGGCCGACAUGAUGCUAAGAAAUGCCUGCGAGCGCCUGAAACCCGGGGGCUUCUUCAUCGGGACAACGCCGGACGCCUUCGAACUUGUUAAGCGUCUGGAGGCGUCUGACUCCCUGUCCUUUGGUAACGAGGUUUUCAAGGUGUCCUUCCAGUCCAAAGGCUUCUACCCUCUGUUUGGAUGUCAGUAUCACUUCAGCCUGGAGGACGUUGUUAACGUCCCAGAGUCCCUCGUCUACUUCCCUCUGUUUGAACACAUGGCGAAGCGUUACAACAUGCGUCUGGUGUUGAAACAGCGAUUCUCUGACUUCUUUGAAGAGAAAGUGAAGAAGGAUCUUCAUCGCAGCCUCAUGAUGAAGAUGAUGGCUCUGGAGCCUUUUCCCGGCGAGGACGGCGGUUGCCAGGCAACAGACAGCACGGCUGAGUACAGUCAUGCUAAAGAGCACAGCGGCAGGGCCGGAGUCAAACUACCACUGGGAACUCUGAGCAGAUCUGAGUGGGAAGCAGCCAGUAUCUACUUGGUGUUCGUCUUUCAGAAGAUGUCCUGAUGUUGAACCUGAACUCUCCUUCUACAAUUGUACAAUGUUAACUUUUCUUUUCAUUUUUUGAUAAAGUCUGAACUGUGUUGGAUUGUCAGAAUAAAUAAAAGCUAAAUGUAA
Messenger RNA from Etheostoma cragini (Arkansas darter), 1295 nucleotides. It is a transcript of the gene rnmt, whose product is annotated as RNA (guanine-7-) methyltransferase. Gene Ontology annotation, cellular component: nucleus. Lineage: Eukaryota; Metazoa; Chordata; Actinopteri; Perciformes; Percidae. Gene Ontology annotation, molecular function: mRNA 5'-cap (guanine-N7-)-methyltransferase activity. Gene Ontology annotation, biological process: 7-methylguanosine mRNA capping. The transcript has 10 exons. The record is from RefSeq and is a predicted model, not a curated record. Bases 3 to 1184 code for a protein of 393 amino acids.